Messenger RNA from Lodderomyces elongisporus, 831 nucleotides. RefSeq names its product putative ammonium permease (gene FRP3). Gene Ontology annotation, molecular function: acetate transmembrane transporter activity. The coding region runs from base 1 to 831 and encodes 276 amino acids. The transcript has a single exon. The record is from RefSeq and is a predicted model, not a curated record. Gene Ontology annotation, cellular component: plasma membrane. NCBI's taxonomy places the organism in Eukaryota, Fungi, Ascomycota, Pichiomycetes, Serinales, Debaryomycetaceae.
AUGUCUGCCGAUUUAGAAAACCAAAGACCCAAGGACCACCAGCUCCUUGUUGAAGACGAGCACAACUCUCACUCUAAUAACCCUGCCCUCGACCCAGAACACCCAGUCACUAGAGUCCGCACAGAUGGCGACUAUAUCCAGUUUGGUAACGAACGGUACUUGCGUUCUGACUUGAUGAGCGCUUUUGGUGGUACCUUGAAUCCAGGUUUGGCCCCACCCCCCAAGAAUGACUUUGCAAACCCAGCCCCAUUGGGAUUGUCGGCUUUUGCAUUGACCACCUUUGUCUUGUCCUUGAUUAACUGCGAAGCUCGUGGAGUUACUGUACCAAAUAUCGUUACCGGUUUGGCCUUUUUCUAUGGUGGAGCAGCCCAAUUGGUUGCCGGAAUGUUUGAAAUUGCCGUUGGUAACACUUUUGGUGGUGUUGCCUUGUCCUCAUAUGGUGGAUUCUGGGGUGCUUGGGCUGCAUUGCACGUUGAUGCCUUUGGCAUUGCCGCUGCUUAUGAAGGAGAAGAGGAGAUGUUUGCUUAUGCAUUGGGUAUCUUUCUCGUUGGCUGGUUUAUCUUUACCUUUUUCAUGAUGUUGAUGACUCUAAAGUCUACUGUGGCUUUCUUUUCAGUGUUUUUCUUGUUGUCGAUUACAUUUUUACUUUUGGCUAUUUCAGAAUUUACCGGUAAAUCUGCAGUUAAGAAGGCUGGCGGUGUCUUUGGCUUGUUGACGGCUUUUGCUGCUUGGUACAAUGCAUAUGCCGGUAUUGCCACACCACAAAAUAGUUAUAUCACCAUUAAGGCUAUUGAAUUGCCAGACUUGCAAGACAAGUACAAGAAGAAUUAG